CUGACUUUGUUUUGUGGGGCAAUUAGGGUUCCUGGCGUGGGCGCGAUAGGGCAGCGGGGGCGCGAGAUGGCGGUGGCGGCGAGACGCGUGGACGGGUAGGGGAAGAAGAUUGGCUUCCAGGGAUUCUUUAGCUCCCCGGCGCUAUCGAAUCGCGGAUUGGAUAGAAGGAAGAACAGGGCAGGGAAAGAAGAGAAGCAAAAAUGGAUCUCGCGUCGAUGCAAGACGCAUUCGAUCGAGUAACAAAGAAGCAGAAGCUCUCGUACGCCAAGACCGAGGAUGUGAUCGACAAGUUCAUGCACGAGAUCCAGGCGGCGGCGUCCAAGCUGGAUCAAGGCGACGUGGUGGAUCACAGCGCGGUGCUGUCGGAGCUCCAGGCGAAGCUCACGGCGGCCGUGAACCAGCUCUCGUCGGCACAGAAGGAGGUGAACUUGGCUCUCAGCAAGUAUGGAAAGGUGAUGGACAAGCAAUUUUGCGCGGAUCUCUCCAAGGCGUACAGGGACAUGGACUUCGAUCACAGGCUCGUCAACCAGAUCAUCGCCCUCCACUUCUACCGGCAGGGGAUGUUCGAGCUGGGCGACUGCUUCGUCGGCGAGGCCCAGGAGAGCGAGGGUGCCGCCGCGCUCAAGCUGCCAUUCUUCGAGAUGUAUCAGAUACUGGAACACAUGAGGAACAAGAAUUUGGAGCCGGCGAUCGAGUGGGCGAAGUCACACCACAAGGAGCUCAAAGAGAAGGGAUCCUCGCUCGAGUUUAAGCUCCACCAGCUGGAGUUCGUCCAGACGCUGCUCAAGGCCGGGAGAUGGGAGGCGCUGCUGUAUGGGAGGAGGAUCUUCGGCAAGUUCCCGGAUCAUUUGGGAGUGAUCAAGAAGCUCAUGGCGUGCAUGGUCUACUUCGCGCGCGACGUCGGCUCCAAUCCUUACAAGGAGCUGCUGGCGCCGUCGCACUGGGAGAGCGUGGCGCUGGAGUUUACUCGAGAGUGUUGCGGACUCCUGGGACAGGGAUACGAGAGCCCGCUGCACGUAACGCUCUCGGCGGGGUCGCAGGCUCUCCCGACGCUGCUCAAGCUCUCGUCGGUGAUGAGCAACAAGAAGGGCGAGUGGCAGGCGAUGAAGCAGCUCCCGGUGGAGAUCGAGCUGGACAAGGAGUUUCAGUUCCACUCCAUCUUCGCGUGCCCGGUGUCGCGGGACCAGAGCUCCGCCGAGAACCCGCCGAUGCUGCUCCCCUGCGGGCAUGUCUUGUGCAAGCAGUCCAUCGUCAAGCUCGCCAAAGGUAACACUCGGCCUUUCAAGUGCCCCUACUGUCCCAUGGAGGCCUCGUCCAGCCAUUGCCGGCAGAUCCACUUCUAAUAUCCUCUCGCUUCUUUCUCUCGUCGCCGAUCUUCUUCUCGCUUCUCCUCGUUGUUCUAUUUUACUUUGAUGUUCUUCUUCUUCCUCAUCCCUUGUUCUUUCAUUCUUCCUGAUAGAUAGCUGCUUGUAAGUAUGAUCAUUCAGGCAUCUACAGGGGCACGAAGAAAAAAAAAAGAAAAAAACAAGCAAAGUGGUGGCGAACUCGCAGAGAAAUGACCAUUCGUUUCUUCACAAAUAUUUGCGAUGCCUUUGUUUCUAACGAGGGGGGAAAUGGUUGUAAAUAGAAAUUUGCAUUUAACA
Selaginella moellendorffii is the source of this 1643-nucleotide messenger RNA. RefSeq names its product protein RMD5 homolog. Gene Ontology annotation, molecular function: ubiquitin protein ligase activity; protein binding. NCBI's taxonomy places the organism in Eukaryota, Viridiplantae, Streptophyta, Lycopodiopsida, Selaginellales, Selaginellaceae. Gene Ontology annotation, biological process: proteasome-mediated ubiquitin-dependent protein catabolic process. Gene Ontology annotation, cellular component: GID complex; nucleus; cytoplasm. Bases 201 to 1343 code for a protein of 380 amino acids. The transcript has 2 exons. The record is from RefSeq and is a predicted model, not a curated record.